Penicillium chermesinum is the source of this 744-nucleotide messenger RNA. RefSeq lists its product as uncharacterized. NCBI's taxonomy places the organism in Eukaryota, Fungi, Ascomycota, Eurotiomycetes, Eurotiales, Aspergillaceae. The record is from RefSeq and is a predicted model, not a curated record. The coding region runs from base 1 to 744 and encodes 247 amino acids. The transcript has a single exon.
AUGCCUACCUCGCGAGCUCUUGGGCUUCUGAUGCUUCUCAGUGGAUGGGCUAGAGCCCACAUGAUAUUGACCAGCCCAGAACCCUUUGGCAGAGACACACUCAACAACUCUCCACUCGCAGCGGACGGCAGUGACUUUCCCUGCAAACUACGCUCCGGCGCAUUCGAGCUCCCUGCGGAGCAGGCCAUGAUCGCGGUGGGGGAAACAUAUCCUCUGAUACUCGAAGGAAGCGCCACGCAUGGCGGGGGCUCUUGCCAGAUCAGUUUGACUACCGACCGCAUUCCAUCGAAAGAAUCGAAAUGGAUGGUGAUAAAGUCCUUUGAAGGCGGCUGCCCAGCAAAUGUGGAAGGUAAUCUUGCUGGUGGUGCGACGGCUGUUCAUCCCUUUGGUCUUGAAUUUGCCAUACCUCGAGGGAUUGAUCCGGGAAACUACACAUUGGCGUGGACGUGGUUUAAUCGAAUCGGCAACCGCGAGAUGUAUAUGAAUUGUGCUCCAAUCACAAUAAUUGGUGGAUCCACUCAAGGGUUGCCGGAGGAGCUUUCCUCGUUCCCACCUAUGUUUAUUGCGAAUAUCAAUGGAUGUAUUACCGCUGAGGGCGUGGACAUCCGUUUUCCUCAGCCAGGAAAUACGGUCGAGCGCAAGGGCGAGCCGGGGAGGUUGGCACCUCCGAAUGUACCAGUAUGCUCAGGGGUCCCUCGUUUCGGAGAUACGGAAACAGAUAUCUCGUCGUCUAGUCCAAUUUGA